UAUAUUCACAGCUGUCACGAUGAGGUCCACGUUAGCGCUGUUCGCCGUGUUGGCCAUUAUUGGCCUGGGGCAAGCUCAUGGAUCACUGAUUCAGGAAUUGCCUGGCGAGGGUCCUCUCCAUGACGAUAUUGUGGACAUUUUAAAAUUAGUCCCAACAAAAAAAAUUACUAAAAUCGCUUUGGAGUAUCUUGCGAAAGAUCCCGAAGUGCAAGCUGCUUUUAGAUACCUCACAACUACGACCAUAAUCAAAGACUUUUUGAUAGAUUUUGAAGCCAUCCCGGAAGUGAUCAAUCUCCUUAAUUAUUUGCAAAGAGAAGGAGUUGAUAUUUAUACCGUAUUAAAUAGCGUUAACAAGAUUUUCGAUAUCGAAGAAAUUGUGCCACCACCUGUCCCUUACGCGUACAUUGCAGUCAUGAAGAAAACUGGUGGACUCAAAGGAUUGUUUAAAGACAUCAUGAAGCAGUUCAAAUAUGACGACUACAUCACUAUCUACGUAAAGAAGAUGAAGACCUCUCCAGCCUUCGUCGGGUUCAUCGACCAGCUCAAGUCCGACAACUUCCAGCAGGUCGUUAACAAGGUUUUCGAAAUCAAGUCCUUCCAGACUAUUCUAAAUGGCCUGAAGAAUAGCGGAGUGAACCUGCGGAUCGUAGCGGACAUUAUGUUCAUUGUUCUCGGUAUCGAUGUACCGAGCCAGCCAAGCUACGGUUUUGAACGUACGCUAGAAGAAGAGUUCUUUGACUUUUGGAAACUCAUUUCGCUAGAAAAGUUUCUUGAAAUAAUAUUGACGUAUUUUGAAGGAGACCAAGAAGUACAGAACGCUAUGCAGUUCAUGUAUACAUCCGAAUUCCACAUCCUGGUACGUGCCGUCGAAGCUCUUAAGGAGCACCAAGCACUCGUAAUGUACAUGCACAAGGCUGGAUUCAAUAUGGCAAAAUAUAUUCAAUCAUUCCAUGAGACUGUUGGCAUGGAAGACUACGUGCCACCCAAAGAGAUAGAGAACAUUUUCAGAUCAGAAAUCGGAGUGCAGAAAGUCGGCGGUGGAAUGAAAGCGAUGCUCGAGGAUCUUUCUACUAUACUACCUUUGGCCGAGAUCAACAAUCUUCACCAGGAGAAACUACGUACUUCCAAAAGCUUUUCUUAUUUUAUCGAGAUGCUGAAGGCCCCGAAAAUGCAGAAAAUCAUUGUUAAGUUGACAAAGCAGGAGGCCUACAAGGAGCUUAACAGAAGAUCUGAAGAGAAAGGAUUGCUGCUCGAGGACCUGACGAAGUUUUUCUUCAGAACAAUUGGCUUCAAUUAAUGUCUGAAACAUUUGCGAUGCGUUAUUUGUAUUGUUACACAUUAAUAGUAAAGUAUAAGUGAUAGUAAAAUAAGAUUUUGAAGCUUUUGCGCUAGUUACUACUAUUAGUUUCGGUUGAAGUUUCCGGGUUAAAGCCGCAUUUUUUUGCAGUUUAGGGUUUAAAUCAAAAUGCCCAAAAACGCGAAUAGAAAUCAGAACUGAUAAUAAAACAUAAGAAUUGAAUCAAAUAAUUAUAAUAAUUAGCUAUUUAUGGCAUAAAAAUAAUGAUUUUGUUACUUUAAUAUAAACCAAUAAUUUUGUUUGCUUGUCAAUACGAAUGAUGAUAUAAAGAAACAAUUUUAGUUUAAGUGCUAGAGGAACAAACAUUUCUUACGUACUAUUGAUUCAUAUGAACUUUAAUACAAGAUUUCAUAUCCACUUGAUAUCUUUUUCCUUUAACUCUCUUUUUGUUCCAUACAUAUUUUCAUUAAACUAGCUUUACUAGUUUACGUUUCUGUCACAUCACAAGUCUUGAUACUGCUUAUGUAUUCAUCGUAAAUGUAUCAUAUUUGUGAUUAAAGUUAUAU
Molecule: messenger RNA, 1863 nt
Organism: Ooceraea biroi (clonal raider ant)
Lineage: Eukaryota; Metazoa; Arthropoda; Insecta; Hymenoptera; Formicidae
Source: RefSeq, a predicted model, not a curated record